UUGAAAACGUCAUCCAUUUCUCUAAACAGUUGGCAGAAUUUGUGUGUGCGGUGUGCGCGUAGAUGCCGACGCCGUCCGUUCCAUCGUUCUUAAGAAAGUGGGAAAGAGAGAAAUAGUACGGAGAGAAGUAGCCCUUUGUCAAAUUGAAGGAAAGCGAUCAGCGAUCGCGACACGUUCGGGAGCCGGAGUCAUCGAGACGUCAGCCAGACCUAAUCGUUCGUGAACGAGCCGACAAAAAAGCGUGAGGAACAAGCGACGAUCGACGAGACGGUGGUGAUAGUCGGGCCGUGUUUCGGGAUUCUCCGUGACCUCUUGAACUCGCCGCGGGUUUUUUCUUUCCCGCGAGGUGAACAACAGCGGGACACGGGACGUACCCCCCGACUCCGCUACCGGGAGCUUCGUGCCUCGGCGCCUGGGCCGUAUCCGUAUCCCUUGUAUAAAAAAAGAAGGAGAAAGAAAUUGCGGAAGCAGGCAGGUUAAGGGGACGGCACGAACGCGAUAACGCGCCGUCCAUCACCAUGAAGCUCGUUGACCACGUGGUGAGGAGCUUCAAGGUGGCCAAGGUGUUCCGCGAGAACUCCGAUCGCAUAAACAGCAUUGACUUCUCGCCGAACGGGGACACUUUGAUCUCCUGCUCGGAGGAUGACCAGAUCGUGAUUUACGACUGCGAGAAAGGCACCCAGGUCCGCACAGUGAACUCGAAGAAAUACGGCGUGGAUCUAAUACAAUUCACGCACGCGAAAAACACUGCGAUACACAGUAGCACCAAAAUAGACGACACGAUCCGUUAUCUGAGCCUACACGACAACAAGUACAUCAGAUAUUUCCCGGGUCACAGCAAGAAGGUCGUCUCGCUAUGUAUCAGUCCCAUAGAGGACACGUUCCUCUCCGGGUCUAUGGACAAAUCGUUGAGACUAUGGGAUUUACGUUCGCCAAAUUGUCACGGCGUUAUGAACGUCUCGGGUCGGCCGGUUGCCGCAUACGAUCCCGAAGGUCUCAUCUUUGCCGCUGGUGUCAAUUCAGAGUUCUUAAAAUUGUAUGAUUUGCGUAGUUUCGACAAGGGCCCGUUCGUCACGUUCAAGCUGUCUCAAGAGAAGGAAUGCGAUUGGACAGGAUUGAAGUUCAGCCGUGACGGAAAGACGAUUCUGAUCUCCACGAAUGGUAGCACGAUUCGUUUGAUCGACGCGUUUCACGGUACACCGUUACAAACGUUCGCCGGUUAUUUGAACAACAAAGGAAUCGCGAUCGAGGCCAGCUUCAGCCCUGACUCGCAAUUCGUGUUCAGCGGCUCUACGGACGGCAGAGUGCACGUAUGGAACGCCGAGACUGGAUACAAAGUUUGUGUGCUCAACGGGGACCAUCCUGCACCGGUUCAGUGUAUUCAAUUUAAUCCCAAGUACAUGAUGCUCGCAUCCGCCUGUACAAACAUGGCAUUUUGGUUACCCACCGUCGACGAGAGUGCAUAAAAUCAGUGCGCCGGACUCUGGGCAAUGCUUUUCGUAACGUUGUGUAAACGAGAACUGAGGGUAUCGGUUCGAGAAACAGGCUACAAGACGAUUCUUGGGUUUAGAAAUAUCAUAAAUAGAAAUUGCAUUUAAGUCAUCUAUUAUGUACGAACUGAAAUCGACCGACGUGGCACACGUCGGUGUUCGAACCCAAGGGAUAAUGAAAUUGUAAGAGUUGUUCGGCCCGCUUGGCUCAUUGACUAAUAGCUUCAAAUAUCUCGUGCACCGUUUAGAUAUGUACUUUCGUCAUUUGUCGUUAAGCUCUGUGGCGCGAUGAACGUGGCCAUCACGACGCUAAGAUACUUCCAUCGCGAUUUUUAAUAGUACCACCGCGCUUUUCUCGUUUCUCAAAGUAUACUGCUGUUAUCUAAAUCUAUAUAUAAUUCCUUCUCGCGUACCUGUGUCUAGUGUAACAAUACGGAAUUAUCUAAACAUUGUGCGCUUCUUGAGAAUUUUCACCCGAACUUUUUUCUACGCACACCUUAUUAUCAUUGUACUUUUAUAAAAUCGAGAAAGUUAACUGUUCAUUUGCUUUUGUAAAUCCAUACAUGCGUCGCAUUUAUCAAUCUGAAGAUACAAUAUCUUUCGCAAAAAACGAUUGUAAAAGACACGAUGAAGCAAGGAAUUUUUUAUAUGUACAAUAACUUGUAUCUCUCAUUUGGUUUUUCAUUUUAGUUAAAAGUAAUAUACGCGAAACGAGGCGAAGGAAGUAAAAUAUUUUAAUAUACACGUACAGUGGCCUUCAUUAAUAUUCCGAAUUACUGUUUUAAUAUUGGAUCAAUGAAUUUUAUAUUUGUUUUAAAUUUUAGAUGACUUAAUUUUCUGGCUAUUGUGCAUAAAAAGAUAAAAAAAAUCGCUGUUAGCUAAAAUAAUUAAGAGGAGAUCCAAAAGAUUCAUUUUAUGCGCCCCGAAUGUUAAUUAGGGCCACUGUAAAUAUGUCGGUGGACGAAACCAAGAAUUAUACGGAGUCGCAUGGAGACAUUUCUACGAUCGCAUUAUGUUCAGGCAAAUUGAUUGUCGCUUCUCUAGUGGCCGUCCGAAACUAAGGAUACCUUUUCUUUCUAUUAAUGACGAAGGUUCACUUGAAAUUCACGAUAGAAUAGGACGACGGACGUCGAGCUUAUUUAUUAACGCGACGUGCAUUAAAUGUACACCUUGUUGUCAAAAAUCUACGACUUCCAUGCGAUAUACCUAUAUUUAACAAAGUAUACUGCCAACGUUGGCACUUGCGUUAUCAUCGUCAUGUACGUAUUAUAUACUCUAGAAGAUACGGUAUCGUUCUUAAUGCGUGCAGAACCGAACCGGCGGGCCGGCUGAGAAAAACACUCGACGAUAGGAAGAGCUAAUCGUUUCUUACAGUAGUUCGCGUAAAGUUGAACGUGUCCGCGUCACCGCGAUAUGGUAUCUCGCCAUACGACGCCCAAUGAAACAGGUGCAUUCGAACCGACAGAAAGAAAAAACAUAUUUGACAAUCUUUUUUAUACGAUUCAACUGCAUUCGAUUACGGUCGUUUGGUUUUACAUUAUUGAGAUAUGCAAUGUGCAAUCUGCGGAGAGAUUUCGACACCGUGAGAACUGCGACAGAGCCGUGUUAGAGCGUUCACUCUACGGUUUCCGAAGUUUGAAUACUCCGUUACAGAAAAUUGUGUAAUCCGUAACGCGUUUACAUUCUGUCUGUUCGAUUGUGCAGCCGUGCACUCAUCGUACAUGUAUAUAUCAUUAUAUUUACAAUGUCCUCUAGAGUUUCUAGACGUUUUCCUUUAACAUUUACGCAAGAGUAACGGUUACAAUAGGAAUGAAGAAAACAAAACGCGUGUGCGGUGCACGCGUAAUGUCUGUACGACUGUGUUGUAUGUUUGUGCGUCGUCUAAGUCUAUUGAUUCUAGGAGAACGUGUGGAUCUGUGAGCGUUAAGCAAAUAAGACAUGCAAAUUAAUAUAUCUAUAAGUAUUUCUCUAAGGAAAAAAAAGUUAUCACUGGAAGAACCCGUUCUUUGUUAAAGAAAAAAUAUUUUGUGCUCGCAUCUGCCCCUACCUAUGUUCCAAUUAGCUGCGCCACGAUGAUCACAAUAAUAAAUUAUUGAUUUUUAUAUGUCUGAA
Molecule: messenger RNA, 3602 nt
Organism: Ceratina calcarata
Lineage: Eukaryota; Metazoa; Arthropoda; Insecta; Hymenoptera; Apidae
Gene: Wdr82
Product: WD repeat domain 82
Exons: 1
Coding region: 519-1466 (315 amino acids)
Cellular component (GO): Set1C/COMPASS complex
Molecular function (GO): protein binding; chromatin binding
Source: RefSeq, a predicted model, not a curated record